UUUGUGACGUCACGCGCUUGGGUUGCUGGUGAUGGUUGUGGUUUUGGAGCUGUGUUGAUGAUGCUCGCAGAGAUGAAACGGAGCAGGAGCUUCAGCUUUGGAUUCUUCUGAGAGUUUAUCAGUCCGUCUUUGGCGCCGAGGAUCAUGGAGCUUGUUGAACAGUCCGUCUCUGGCCUGUUUCUCGCUGAAGGAGCCGUCGUGCCUUUAGCUCUGCAUCACGAAGCUCCUCCUGAAACGUCGCUGGACCAUUCUGCGCAUGGAGACGUCAGAGAGAGUACAAUGACGGUGCAGAUCACCAGCCUGGAAGGGCAGAAACUGGAGUUUCCCAUUCCAUUAGAGCGGAUAAUAGAGCCGAUAUCACCGGCUGAGGUGCCGCUGGAGGAGAGUGAGCUCCUAGUGUCACAUAAUGAGACUCUAAUAGAGGAAUCAGCAGGUUGUGAUGAUCCCGAAGACCAUCACGUUCAAUCUGCAUCAGAUAUCAGAUAUAUGCCCAGUGAAAUAAUGGCAGCUACAGAUUUAGUAUUAGUCUCGAACCCCACAGAACCAUGCACCAGGUUCGAACUUCAGUCAGAACACACAGAAGAACAAGUGGAUUCAACAGUCUCCACAGCCUUAUACCCAGACGCCCUUCUAGAUCCAGGUGCUCAGGCUGAAGAGCCUACAUGUGAAAAUGGCAUCUCUGAAGGAUCACCAUCAAACUCCUCGUCCCUGAGCGAUGCGGGGAAAUGCAAAGAAGUUAAGAGCAUCCGAAAGAGGAUUCCUCCAAAGAAGGACAGAAUGGAUCCACUGAAAAUGGACAUGUCCAAACCCACUGUGAUCCCCCUCACUUCAUCUCAGCUGUCACUGCAGUGCCUAGAGUGCCACAUCAUCUUUAGCGACGACAAGAGCAAGCAGAGGCACCUGAAAAUGAACCACCCCACCGAGUACGAGCAGUUCAUCCUUGGCGACUCGUACUUUGCGUGCUACGUCUGCGACCGGCACUUCACCUGCUCCACCGAGCUGAUGGCGCACCAGCGCACGCACACCGAGAAGCAGCCGUUCAAGUGCCCGGUCUGCGGCGAGGCCUUCAGCCGCUCGUCCGAGCUCACCACCCAUAAGAAAGUCCACCUGAACAAGCAUGGGUACGACUGCCCGGACUGCGGCAAGAUCUGCAAGACCCUGACCCUGCUGAAGUACCACCAGCGCAUACACACCGGGGAACGGCCCUACGUCUGCCUGCACAAAGGAUGUGGCAAGAGGUUCAGCAUGCCCAAAGCUGCUCAGAAACAUCAGGAAGCACACGACAGAGGCGAGGCGGUGGGCACAAAGAAAAAGAGCAAGUGCACAUCUGCUAAGAACUAUGCUUGCUCACAAUGUGAACAAUCCUUCCGGACGGCCAAGUCACAACUUCUCCACAUUCAAACUAAGCACAUGCAAAAUAAAUCCAUUACUUUCUCCAGCAGCUCUGUAGCAGGACAAGAGUUAAACGGAAAUCCACAUGAUACAACUCAGCCUGCAGCACUGCAACCUCCAGUGCUACGCAUGGAAGCCAUUGGACCAGCCCCCCAAAUAGGGCCACUCGGAGCUGAACAAAUUAAACGAUUAAUAGAGAAAUUGGGAAACGUCCAAAAAGUGAAUCAGCUGGUGAUACUGGGAGUCGACCAAAUACAAAACGCGCCGUUGCACUUUAACUUUACUGAACCUGCAGCAGCUCAGUCAGUAGAAGAGCAGGAAACAAGGGACCAAACAGAAGAACAGCCAGUGCAUGAGGAGACCGUUUCAGUUACAGCUGAUCAGACCACGUGCAAAGAGUCUUUAGUGGUUGGGGUGACUGUUGAACAAGAGGAAACUAUGGUUCAGGAAGAAAGAGCUAACAGUGAAUCACUUUUAUCUUUGAAUCCAGAGAUACAGGUAGCAGCUGCUGAAUCGGAUAUGGCGGUAGCGCAGUUAAGCGAGGUUCAACUCCAAUUUGUACCGCAACUGACUGAACAGUCAGAUAUAACCCUUCCUCAGCUAGAGGUCUAUCAUGAAAACACCCAAAUAACAGAAGAACAGAUUAUAGAAGUUGCUUCCGAUGUCAACACUGUGGAGAGCAGGGAUCUCUCGUCUUUAAUCCCCGCAAAUAACUGUGAAAACGGCCAGUAUCAGAAAAUUGAAGAGGAACAUGUGACCAUGUCAACAGACAUCAUGUCUGCAGAAGAGAUCAUCACCCAUGAAGAGUCUCUGGAGAAGCACAAAGCUGAUGAGUUGUUGGUAGAAACAGAGACACACACUAUUGAUGAUUGUCAAGACCUCAAAGAACAGCCAGAACAGUUGUCCCAAAACGAUUCAGACCUCAAGAAACAGUCAGAACAGUUGUCCCAAAAGGAUCCAGACCUCAAGGAACAGUCAGAACAGUUGUCCUAUAUAGAUCAGGACCUCAGAGAACAGUCAGAAGAGAUAUCCCAAAAGGAUCCAGACCUCAAGAAACAGUCAGAACAGAUUUGCCAAAAGGAUUCAGACCUCAAGGAACAGUCAGAACAGAUGUGCCAAAAGGAUAAAGACACCAAACAGACAAAACAGUUGUUCCAAGAGGAUCAAAACCUCAGUGAACAGUCUGAAGAGUUGUCCCAAAAGGAUGAAAACCUUAGGGAACAGUCAGAAAAGUUGUCUCAAAAGGAUAAAGACCUCAAUGAACAGCCCGAACAGUUGUCCCAAAAGGAAACUACCUUUUCAGAAUCAGAGAUGACUCAUCCAUCUAUUGACAGUGUGCACCAUGACCAAGAAAUCUCCUAUUUAGAUCAGGAUUCCGGUAAUACAGAAGAUACACAAUCAAGCAAAGUGGUUAUAGGCGAACCGAAUCUGGCAAAUGUUGGCAAUGGCCUCCCAAAAAAGAAGCUAUUGCCAAAAAAGAAGAAAAUCACUAAAAAACAAGUGUCCAAGAAACCACAAAAGGAAGUUGCAAAAAUCACUUCACAGGCGACCCCUAAAAAGAAAGCUAAAAAGCCAUCAAAAACGGUACCAAAAAAAACACAGAAGGCAAAAAGCAAGAAACUGUCCAACUUGCAAACUACAGAGAAGAAUCAAGUACCGUCUGGACCUAAAGAAAACCUAAAGGAAAAAAGUCCAAAACAGCAGAUUGUACAAAUAUCAAAGACUUCAAAAAUUCCAAAUCUAUUAAAAGAUCAGCAAGACGAAAAUGCAGAUCAAGUGCAAACGUCUUCACAAAAUGACAGUUCAUCACAGAUGAAGCAGAAAAAUCAGAAACAGAAAAAAGGAAAGACUGGGGAAAAUUCUUCUGACCUCCUUAAGAGCGUUAAUGUUCCCAAUGAUCCGAAAGAGCCAAGCGUGCCUGAACAAACACCUCGUGGGAAAUUUCCGAAGAAAAAAACUGAAAAACAGAAAGAUUUAGUAAAGAAAAGAAAAUCUCAGGAGACUCAUCAAGAUGAAACGCCAACGCCGAAGAAAAAGAAGCAAAGCAAGACACCAGAGUCAGUAUCUCCAAAGAAAGUAAAAGUUAAAAAUGGAACAGUGAAGAAACCGAAGCUGUCAAAACAAGCAGAGAAAGAGCAAAAAAAUAGUUCUCCAACUUCCAGUCCAGAGCAGAUAAAGCAACAAGCCUUGCUCUUAUUGAAAGGUCAUAAGCAGCCACAGCUGAAAGUGCACAAGCUAGACGCCAAGACCACGGGAUUAGAGCAGCCACCGAAACCUAAGAGUCAAACCAAGGAAGCGUCAGAACAGGAGGCUAAAGUGGUGAAGGCAAAGGGAGGGAAACAGAAUAAAGUUCUGCAGACAGCAAACCAGAAUAAAAAGAAAGCAAAAACAUUGGGAAAAGAAUCGAAAAAGAAAAAGAAGGAUGACCCACAUUUCUCAUUGGCGCCUGUUGACGGUGUUACAGAUUCUGAACUCUUACAGACAAAGCCGAAGGUUCCGCGGAAACGGAAAGCUCCUACAAAAAUCGACCAGGAAAUUGCGCUGAGCCCUCCCUUCUCUCGGCUCACGAUCGGAUGCCACGACUGUGGGACGAAGUUCUCUGAGGUUUCUGCUUUGCAGGAGCACAUGGCUUCAAUGCACUCUGAAAAUGGACUCCUUCAGUCGAGCGUAGGCUGUGAUGAUUCUGAGAACCUAAUGAUGAGCCCUAGAUCAAAUGAACUGGUACUAACAAACUCGCAUGACAAUCACCCGCACGACUUUGAAAUACAGGUAGCUUCUGAUUGGGAAAUGGAGACUGAAAUGAGGGGGAUUGGUCUGGGAGACGUGGAUGUCCAUAGACUCUCCUUCCCUGCCCUCAGUUCUUCUCCAUCGUUGCCAGUGGCGUCAACCUUUGCUGAAGGGGAGGGCAAAGUUCAAGACAGGGGUGAUCAAGAUGCACAUUCUAAAAAUCUAGAAACCAUUGGUGAAGAGUCCACUGAAAGUUCCCAGGCUUUCACUCAACAAGUGUCAUCCACAUCAUCUGACCACAUUCAAACAAAUGGCAAGGAGUCGCUUUCACAAAGCUUGAUUUCUGAUCCACAGGAAAGCAUGGACAUUAAAGAAGAGUUGCCCUCAGAUGUGAAUUUGGUCAUGGUUGAGGACCAAAGUGAGGAAGAUGUUCCUACCCAAGUAAAUGACUCUAGUCUAUUGGUCGAUUGUCCUGAAGACUCAACUGGUCAACAGAAAGAAGAUGAAUCAAGUCACAAUCCACAGAUCCACACAGCUACGUCACCUCAAAUCAAGCUUCCUGCACAACAAGAAAAUUCAACCUCUCAACACACUGAUACCCAAACAGUGAUCAAGCACGAAGAAGAGGAGAUGCUGGUUCAGGAAGCAGAGAACCAAUCGAAGCCUUCCAUGGCGAGAAAUCGAAAAGGGCGAGGUGGCAGAGGUAGAGGAAAGAAACAGCUUGGGAAAAGAAGCGCUGCAGAAAACGAUGGUACCAAAGAGCUGGAGGCUGAUAAAGAAGAAUGUCAGGUAGUCUUCCAGAUGUACUCUCUCUCAGACGACUGCGAGGAGAAGAACGAAGGAACGGACCGACAAAAACGAGUGAAGAGUGUCGGCACAGUUCACAGCCGGUCAGCACUGGAGAAAUCCUCCGAAAAUCAAGCUGUUUCUGAUGCACAACCUGAUACCACAGGAGUUACAGAAGAGACGCAAGCGGAGGACAGUUCACUGAUUCAAAAGUCUGGGCAGCAAGACAGGAAUGGUACUUCGUCUGCUGCGGUCAUUCACAAAAUCUUGGCAGCUCAGGAAAGGAAAGGCGGCAGGACUAGGAGACAGGAUAUUGAAGGACAUACCUCCACUGGCACCUCUAUGGAUGUGAAAAAAGAAGCCGCUGCUCCAGUUCCAGCAUCCCAUGAUGUCCACCCUAAUGAGAGAGAUUUGUUGCGAGGGGUCCAGGUGUUUCUGGUGAAGUCAGAGGAUCAUGAACCCAAUGUUUUACAGGGAAUCCAAGAUAUGGAAACAACAGGUAAGUCAGGUGGGAUUCCCUCCGGCUCCUCUACUGUGUCUCAGUCUGCCGGCAAGCAGUGCAUUUUCUACCCUGUUAAGGAGGAGGAAAGAGAAAUACUGGUGGAACCUGCACUUGACAAACCAGGGGUACCAGAGGAGAGGACCAGGAGAUCAGGAUCAUGGGCUUCGUCUGCUUUACAGGAGUGCGAAGAAGUCCAGAUGGGAUGCACACAAAUGGAAUUGCAUCAUACUGUGUACUCCAGUGUUGAAGAAGAUGAAGUUGGCACUGAGCAACAGAGCUCCAAAGGCUUUCUAGAAUUCCUAUCUCAGAGCUCAGACUCGGAGGACACUGAUAACUUUCAGUCUGACCCAGAGGCUGAAACUCAUGUAAUGUCUUGUUACAAUGGAAUCUGCAUCAACAGAGGCGUACAGCAACAUGAAACGUCCAGAAAUAGAAGUUCACAUGCGGAGCACCAAGAGAGAGGAAGAAAUACAUCCUGGAAGCCCAUUGACUACUUCAUUCAGUAUUUCAGUUGGGAUACAUGGAAAGAAAUCGCAGAGUGCACUGGGAAAGCCUCAAAACUGCCAGAGCCUGUUACUGAAAAAGAGGUGGCCCAAUUUGUUGGAAUCCACAUUGCAAUGGGUACACUCAAGUUUCCGAGUAUGAAGCUGUACUGGGAGGACUGCACCAGAGUUCCCCUGAUCGCUGAUGCCAUGUCGUCUUCAAGAUUCUCUGAACUCUCGUCUAAUCUGAGGCUGACUCCCCCAACAGAAGAUUCCAGUCAAAAGAGCCCAAAUCAGUUGGGAACCAGUGUUGAAACACCAGCAGCAGCAGCAGGUGAAAGGUCUAAAAUGUCCUCGCAGAUAUGUGGGAACCAGGUUGAAUUGCAGAAUUGCAGAAAGAUUACGAACUCAAAGACUGAUCCUCUCUGGAAGGUUCAGGUCCUGGUGAACCGAGUUCGAGAAGGGUGUCGUGCACUUAAAAGGCAAGGCAACCAUGGAGUUGACCAGUACCCCCUUCCGUUUCAGAGGCACCCGACUCACUCACUGCAUCACACGGUCAUGGUGAAUGUCGCUGGCUUGGUCAUGGACUUAAACCUGCGAAUCAAUGACUCGAACAGAGAAGAGGUAGUUGGGAAAAUGGUUAUCCGAGAAAAUGACGACGACCAAGGAAUGAUCUUCCUUUGCAAACCUGAACUAUCGACACCUUCCAUGUUGGAGCAUCUGCUAGAGGCAGGGGUGCGUAGCGCGGGCAAGGUUGGGGGUUCCAGGGGGCAUGUAGGGGAUGAGUUUGUGACGUCAGAUGGGAAACUGAAGUUGUUCCGAUGUCAUCAUGGAUUUAUCUUGUCUGCAGUUAUGAAGGAAAAGUUCCGUUCCACGUCGCUGGUCAGUGGAUUUGAGCGGGCGAUCAAGGCCGUGAAUCUAAACAGAGACUUGAGAAGUCUUUAUCGUACACCGUGCACCAGUGCUUUGCCCGGUGCCUGGCCAAUGUCCGUGCUUUGGGACCUUAUUGAUCUGGCUUUGGUUAACUCUUGGCUACAGUAUAAGGAAGAGCAUUGCCACGUUUCAGAGUCACUGUCGCUUAUGGAUUUCCGUCUGGAAGUUUCCAAAGCUCUAAUCCUUCCCAGCAGUACUGCCCAAGAAUCGUCUGCCCCCCAACCUCCAGCGCCAGAGCGGCCAAGCUCAAAUUCGUACGCAGGGCCGUCCGAUGACUUUGACACUCCUUUGCCUGAUGCAGCCACUCGGUACGACGGCGUCGGCCACUGGCCAGAGCAGCUCGCAGAGGGCGAAGAGGCCAGGUGUAGAUUUGGAGGAUGCGAGCGAACUUCUCGAGUACGCUGUCUCAAGUGUUGCGUUUUCCUUUGCAUUUCCCGCAAUCACAACUGCUUUUUAAAGUUUCACAGCCAGGGGACUGCAUGAAGUCUGUUCACUUCUACUUCCAUGAAAUUCUGUGUUAAGCCUGUUGGUACCACUUUAUAAAUGGUUUAUGAAUUAGAUUAUUAAGUAUUGUUGAUUAGGUUGUAAAUGCCUUAAAACCACUGAUAAGCAGUUACAAAACAUUAAUUGAAAAAUUUAAAAGGCAAUAGAAAUAUGUUGUUUGCUUAGUCAUCUAAUUCAUAGUAAAUAGUUAAACAUACUUACAAGUUACAAGUUUAAUGCUGAUUGAUGGAAAACACAAAGCAAGAUCAGUAUCUAGAAAGAUCUGAGGUUUGACAGUAGAAAUAAAUGUGGAAUCACUACUUUGCCAUUUUUUUUGUUUACUUUUCAAUGUUGUUAUUUAUUUAUUGACUGCUUAUUAAUGAGUUUUAAAGUAUUUGCAGCCUAAUCUUAUUUUAAAGUGGUACCAGCCUGUUAUUUGUACAGUUCUUCUUCAUUGUCUCAUUGUUAAAUUUAUUUAUUAAUGUUGAAGGGCCAUUUAUGAGUGUUGCACCUUUUUUUUUAAACAUGUAUGUAUUGCUUUUAAUACCUUUCUUUGCUCAUGUCCGCGGUAUGUGAAAAAAGGUGGAAUACAAAAAAUAUAUAGCUGUAAUUGUACAUUGUUAUUUAACCUGUAAGCAGGUGUAAGUUAUGGUUAAACGUUUGCACAGGUCUGCCAGUGAUGAAGUGAUGAGUGUUUAUUUAUAGUUGCAAUUUUAACGCUUAAAAAUGAAUGGUCAGAAUGUCUUUUUGUAAUUACUUGUAAUUCUUCAGUAAAAGACAUCAAUUUGCUGUUGCUUUGA
This is a messenger RNA of Astyanax mexicanus (Mexican tetra), 8105 nucleotides long. RefSeq lists its product as uncharacterized. The record is from RefSeq and is a predicted model, not a curated record. The coding region runs from base 145 to 7305 and encodes 2386 amino acids. Gene Ontology annotation, biological process: regulation of transcription by RNA polymerase II. Gene Ontology annotation, cellular component: nucleus. Gene Ontology annotation, molecular function: DNA-binding transcription factor activity, RNA polymerase II-specific; RNA polymerase II cis-regulatory region sequence-specific DNA binding. Lineage: Eukaryota; Metazoa; Chordata; Actinopteri; Characiformes; Acestrorhamphidae. The transcript is spliced from 10 exons.